AUGUGCAAAAUUAUUCGACCAGACAUAGAUAUCUCACAGAUCACCACAUAGCAACUUAAAAAUUCAGUUGGCAAAUAACCGUGACUGCAAAAUGAACUGGCUUAUAAUUUUUCUGUCUGCUGUUACAUUGGCACAGGCCAGAAUUGUUUAUAUUGAUCCACCAAGAACAAGCUAUCCAGUAUAUUUUGAUGAAGAUAGAGCUGAACAGGCUUCCAAAGAUUUGGAUAUGACUUUUUCAGCUGGUGAAGCAAAUGAAGAAGAUAUUAUUUAUCCAGUUAAAAAGACAAAUUAUGUGCCUGAACAAAUAAUUUAUCGUGGUGCAAAACGUCCAGUGUAUUAUCAAGCAAAUGAAUCGCCGAAUCAAAAAAUAAUUUAUCGUGAUCCAUAUGUUACUUCAGAACCUGCAGGCAAAUUUUUACAUUUUAAUCCGUCAAACAAAGGCGAGGUUGUACUUGAACUUCGUGUCAUUGCCAACAACAAUAAUGUUUAAUAUCUUUUAUUAAUCAAUAACAUGAUGAUCGAUAAGAAAAAAAAAAAAACAGAUAUAUACCCUUAUAAAAAUGUAUCGAAUUAUUAAUAUGUAUAAAAAGAAACUUAUCAUUAAAUUACACUGAUAAAACUAACAUUACAAAAA
Molecule: messenger RNA, 634 nt
Organism: Aphidius gifuensis
Lineage: Eukaryota; Metazoa; Arthropoda; Insecta; Hymenoptera; Braconidae
Exons: 2
Coding region: 92-490 (132 amino acids)
Source: RefSeq, a predicted model, not a curated record